AUAAUUUGCCAUCCCUAGUCGCGCUCAAUGUGUUCAGCAAAUCACAGUCGAAAUCUUAACAUUAUCGACUGCAAUGUUAAGGUGUAAUCUGUACUCCUUCGUCCAGUUCAUAAAUAUAGAAGCUGUGGAUUUAGUGGUGGGAGUAUUAAGCUUCAUGCAGAUAAGAAGCGAGAAAAGUCGGAGAGAUAUUUCUUUUGUUUUUGAGCACUUGCCAUCGAUUCCAUUGUCCGACCCCAAUAUCAAUAUCAUGCUACAUCCUCGUCAACGACACCAAAACAACAACAACAACCACUGCAGACGACUAAAGCCAACAGCAAGAACAACAGCACUGGUGCAAGUAAGUAGACCGGUUUAACUUCCCGAAUUCCCUGUUGCCAGAGGAGUAUGCGUUGUCAUGAGGAGGCAGGCUCAGCUGCUUUGAUUUGGAUGAGUCACAACGGGCUUUCACCGCAGGUGCUCGGAGAAAGAGAAAAGACAGACUGCCCUCUACCACCAGCAAUUCUCCAGGAGAACCAGGUGCCCCCUGUAGGAAGGGUAUGAGCGAUGCCAGUCUAAAGUGGUACCUGAGACAACUCCGAACUUGCGAAAUGCUACGCAAGAGCUGUGAACCCACGUUUGUUACAGAGAACAGAAGGGAGGUGCUGGACAGCGGAUCGUGUUAUCAGAGCCCUCCAUGUCAGAUCACAAAAUCAUAAAAAUCAAAUUAAAAGUAAAUAUCAACCAAGCUAAAUUAGGUAAGAUUGUGCGGUUGUUCAAAAAUCAAUCAAUUUCGUUCUUUUCGUCCUUUAUUUUAGUCAUAAAGGUAGGUAUCCAGCUUCUAAAUAAUAGCUGAAGAAAAAAAUACAUUAUUUCCUCAAGUAAUUUUGACAGCUAGUCACGCAUUGUGAAUGAUUCACAUGAGAAGGGCAAGAGAAAAUAAACAAAGAAAAUUAACUUAUGUAUGUGUGUAAGCACAGAAAUAUUUGCAUUGCGAUUUACGGAAUAUGGAUGAAGAUUGGUAAGUUUUAUAUCAAAUUUUGAAAUGAACUAUAUUUCAUAAAAAUGGUUUUAUUUCACUGGAGGAUGAAUUUAAUGAUUACGUUGAAUUGUAGUGCCAUGAUGGCUGCCAUAGAGAUGGAUGCUGAAUCCCAAAACAAAGAGCAUAAGAAGAAGGCGAAAUAUUGGCUGAGACCAUACCUUAAGGAACGGAACAACAAGGGAAGAUUCUUGUCCGAUUUCGAAGCCUUGCGAAAUUCUCCAAAUUUAUUCGUUGAAAACUUUCGCAUGGCACCACAAGCUUUUGAUGAACUUUAUGAGAUGGUGGAGCCGCAUCUAUUUCUGAAACGCAACAGCAGGCCAAAAGAUUUUAUGCCAAUCAAAGCCAAUUUGGCAGUGGUUCUGGUUUUAUACAUUUUUUCUGAAUUUUAAACCGUGUUGUUUUUUUUUUUGAAAAAUAUUCUUACAGAUACUUACCUUCGGGGGGUUUGCAACGUCACUUAGGUUCUCGCUAUCGAUUAUAAAACAAAGUCACUUUUUCUGUCCUAUUGUCCCCUUAAAUGUUUAAAUAUUGAAAACUAAGCAACUGAUUUUGAUGCGGUUUUUUUUAAUAGAUAGAUUGCUUGAAGAGGAAGGUUUAUGUCAUUAUAAUUUGAAGAAAUAUAUAAAGGGGGUGUGGCACUCGGACAAAAUGUGGUAAAAAGCCAUAUAUUUUUUGUUUACAUAGCCAUACAUCAUAAAAGAAUCCACCGAUUAAAAUGAAACUUACUUGAAGUUAAACUUUCAAAUAUUUACUUUCGUUCUGCAUCAAAAAAAUAGUUGAUUCAUUUCUUAUUUAACCAAAAUUGUUUAAACAAGAGCAGCACUUUUUCCAAAAAAAAUUGUUUGUGUGUUUGUUCGCUGUCAACCGAAUGAAACUUUAGAAGUUAUGUGGGAAUCUCACCCCACCUCAUUCGUGUUGAAUUAGAUCGUGUGGUGAAAGAACUCGGUACGUACACAUGUAUGUAAGUACAUACAUAUGUACGAAUCUCUCGCAUCAUUAAAUUUCGGGCGUAAAUAUGUAUGUAUGUAUUUUCAAUUCAUGUCGUUAUUACCGUACUGAAUUCCAUGUAAUUCGGGGGUGUUGUGGAAUCUGAUAGUUGUCGGAAUCGGAAUUGAAACCGAUCAAAAAAAGCAGUAGGUGUCAUGAAUUCAGAUAUUAUUGGUUUGAUGUUCGAAACAGAAUUUGUAUCGGUUUUGGGUGUCAUCGAAACCAAUUUUAUCGGUUUUGCUAUCAGAAAUAAAACAAGAAGAUAAUCGCCAACAGAUUUGAAUAUUAGUUUAUAUUUCUGUGUGUUGUUAGACGGUUGAGAAAAUGGGAAAACAUAAGAAUAGAACGCAAAAUACGAUCAUAAUUGAAUUUAUGGAAAAAAAUCCAGAUAUCUUAAGAGGGUUUACGAAACGCAAUAAACCGACAAUAGAAUCGUUAUGGCAGGAAUUAACUGAAUCGCUUAAUGCUGCAGGUCCUCCACACAAAGAUGUAAACGGGUGGAAAAAGGUUAUUACUGAGUGGAAGAGCGAAAUCAAAAGAAAAUUAGCUCACAACAAAAUUGAGAGUCGAGCAACAGGAGGUGGCCCAUUUUCUAAAUAUCAGCUCACUCCAAACGAAGGAACUAUUGUGCGUCUUUGUGUCAUUUCUCAAACUAUAGAAGGCAUACCAGGUGUUGCUCUUGGCACCCAACCCGUCAAUGAAAAUUCAAAUAUUACAAUUGCAGGGGUGAAUGUAGAUUUGUCUUCCUCAUCGUCAGAGCAACAAAAUAUAAACUCAAGUUAUAAUGCAUCCAAUAGACAACAAGUUGUAAAAAUAAAAUAAAUAUGUAAAAAUGCAAAAAAAUGAAGGGUAUGAAUUUAGAUAUUUCAAAAAUAGCAAGCAAAUCUUCAUGGUAUAAAGAAAGGGGAAUUGUUUUACUCCAAAUGUAACGCGUGCGGGCCACGGACAGUAAUGAAUAAAUCAAAACUGCGGGAUCGAUUUUAAUCAUUUUUUCAGUGAGUGACAUAGGCCUUAUAUUUUAUUUCCGUGCGAAGCCGGGGCGGGUUGCUAGUAU
This is a messenger RNA of Bactrocera dorsalis (oriental fruit fly), 3059 nucleotides long. RefSeq lists its product as uncharacterized. The record is from RefSeq and is a predicted model, not a curated record. The coding region runs from base 2330 to 2827 and encodes 165 amino acids. The transcript is spliced from 3 exons. Lineage: Eukaryota; Metazoa; Arthropoda; Insecta; Diptera; Tephritidae.